Toxorhynchites rutilus septentrionalis is the source of this 528-nucleotide messenger RNA. RefSeq names its product cytochrome c oxidase subunit 5A, mitochondrial-like. The record is from RefSeq and is a predicted model, not a curated record. Lineage: Eukaryota; Metazoa; Arthropoda; Insecta; Diptera; Culicidae. Gene Ontology annotation, biological process: mitochondrial electron transport, cytochrome c to oxygen. The coding region runs from base 52 to 510 and encodes 152 amino acids. The transcript has a single exon. Gene Ontology annotation, cellular component: mitochondrial inner membrane.
UUUUCACUCGAAGUGCCAGUGUGUGUUGAAGUGGGUACCGAAUAAACCUAAAUGUUCCGUAUUACUGCCAACCGUUUUCCAAUGCUCCUUCGGGGGUUUGUUGGUCUCCCCAAGCAAUUGUCCAGUGUUCGUACCAGCGGAUCACACGGUCCCAGUGAGUGCGAAGCCGAAUUCGAUGCCCGCUACGAGGCGUUCUUCAAUCGGCCCGAUAUCGACCACUGGGAGGCACGCAAGGCAAUGAACGAUCUGCUCGGUAUGGAUCUGGUUCCGGAGCCAAAAAUAAUCAUCGCCGCGCUGAAGGCUUGCCGCAGACUGAAUGAUUACGCGCUGGCGAUCCGCUUCCUGGAGGCGGUCGGAGACCGCUGUGGCAACAAGAAGGCUGAAAUUUAUCCCUACCUGCUGCAGGAGAUUCGGCCAACGCUGUGCGAUUUGGGAAUCGAUACCCCGGAGGAACUGGGCUACGAUAAACCGGAGCUGGCGCUGAAAACGGCUUUCGAUGUUGAACCGUGAGAAAUUUGAAUCAAUAAA